AUGAGCGCGGGGCCCCUCGAAACCUUUGAGGCUCCUACGCCUGUCUGGGGCAUGAACAUCGCCUCGCGUAUUAUUCGCAGGGCCGAGGAGACGUGCACUUCGGAUAAUGCGAACAUGUGUGAAAAGCCCGUCGGCUCAAGGACACCCACCAUUGCUAUUAUUCUUGGUAUUGUAAUUCCUGUCGUGGGUAUCACGUUUGUGUUGCUCUACCUUCACCGUAAAAAUGUUGCCAAGUUCAAGAAGGAGGAUCAAGACGACCCGCACAAGGAGCUUGAUUUCGGCCUUGGUGAUAAGAAUCCCGGUGUGAAAGCAGGUUUGCGAAGAAGUAUAUUUGGCGUUGGUGAAAAAGCAACCCAUAAGCACCAGCUCUCUAUGGAUAUGGACAUGUCGACCCCGUACCUAUUGCCUCCUCAAUUACAAACCUCUCGCGAAUCUCUGCACUCGCUUGCCCGCUCCAUGAAGAACACGGAAGAUCCUUACCGGCCCGUUCAGUAUGCUGGGAGCGAUGUUGGCUCGCUACGAUCGGUACAGCGUGGACCGGGAGGCGAGAUGGCCUCGCUGUAUUCGGCCUCUAUCCGAUCCGGUGGUACAAGGGAUUUUGGCCCCAAUAGACAGAACUCACUCCCUCGCCCGGCGCCCGCAGCGGAUCCCUUCCAGCGAAAGCCUAUGCCUAGCGCAGACGGAAGCAUGUCGCCCACGUCAAUCAUGUCGUCAGAUGCUUUCCGGCCUGGGCAUGGGUCUGCCCUUGGCCGCAAACCCUCAGCUCCUUAUCCUGACGAGAAGUUUGCCAUGAAUGAAUCCGACGUCGUCGAAAUGCCCGAUAGCCAGCCCAGGGCCCUCGGAUCCCCUCCCAACCCACCCAAGCUGGAUGUGGCACUCCCCGCCCCAGACACCCAAACCUCUCUUCCAGGCCAAUUCGCCUCACCCAUGUCGGCAACGAUCGAGACGGCUGAGCCAGCCGCACCAGCGAAUUAUCACGGAGGCUUUGACUUUGGUGACGCGAACGCGUCGCGCGGCAUGAGUGCCGGUGAUGAGUUUAUUGGUACCGCACACUCAUCACCACCCCCACAGCAAGCGAAUCUCUAUGAGGGCGCCCAGCAGCCGCAGGAGAGCUUCGUUGCCGACGGCAGUCAUGGCUAUGACAACUACAAUAGUCCCCAGGAUUACCAGCAAGAAGGCCCUAUGGACUACGAGUUUGAGCCCAGGGCCGCAGCGCCCACCAUCAUGGAGACGGAAGAUCCGGAGCAUCGGGCGAACCGGAUCCGAUCCUUCUAUAAGGAAUACUUUGACGACCAAGCCCCCGCCUCUCAUCCUCCCGUGCCGGAGAUUCCUCCGCAAGCGGCAGAGCGACGUGCAGUCCCUCCCGGUCCCCAGCCCCAGCGCGCCCAGACGAAUGAAUAUUACGAGGACUAUGAUGGUGCCUACCUCGAGAACACAUUCUUUGAUCCCGGAUCGAACACGUUCGUCAUGCCCUACGCGCAGCCUGUUCAUCGCCGCGCGAUGACGCCUCCCCCAAGAGCCCCCGACACCGAGGCCCUCCUCCGCCAAGGGGUGUACAUGGCUCCAUCGGCGGUAUGA
Parascedosporium putredinis is the source of this 1578-nucleotide messenger RNA. The record is from the annotation of a GenBank genome assembly. NCBI's taxonomy places the organism in Eukaryota, Fungi, Ascomycota, Sordariomycetes, Microascales, Microascaceae.